Molecule: messenger RNA, 1677 nt
Organism: Danaus chrysippus (African queen)
Lineage: Eukaryota; Metazoa; Arthropoda; Insecta; Lepidoptera; Nymphalidae
Source: the annotation of a GenBank genome assembly
AUGUUUCAGUACGACUAUGAGAAGCGUCUUCCCUCCAGAGACCGUCGUUCCAGGCCUCUGCCUCCACGGCCUGAAGACGCCCUGCCUGCUAAGACUAGUGUUCCCCUCAAGGUGUGGGUGAUCGCCAGCGCGUCUUGUUUCGCGGUGUGCGGGGCGCUGGUGUUGGCUACAAUUAUCAUCACUAGGUGGAGCUCCGCGGACACUUACAGCACGAGACAGGUGUACCAGGAGUCCAGGGAACCAAUCUACGCCAAUUACUAUCCACCGCCCGCUCGGACCACUACUACCACCACAGAGGAAACAGCGACCCAGGAACAAGAGGAUUCACAGAUACCUAUACUAGAGAAACUGGCGAUAUUCAAAAACAUAGUAGCAAGUCGGGAAAAGAAAAAAGAAGAUAAGAAUUUGAUAUCAAAACACCAACUACAUCCGGUCCAAGACACGUCCUUGCAUCACCCAGAAAAGAAAAUAGAAAAAAAGGACCAAGCGAAGUUACCAGAUGUAAAAAUACCAGAAUUCAAACCGACUUUACCUGACGUGUUCAUUGAUUCCGGGAUCAAGCUAUCAGAUGGAUACAUCGCGGGUCUGAAGUCCGAUGAUAAUUAUGAAGAAUACUACAACGAUGAAAACUUAUAUGAUGACUACAUGCAGAGUAAUACGAUGACCAGCUACCUCAUAGAGAAGGUGAUGGAACUACACGACUGGAUCACCACCGACGCGGACUUUGAGGCCCAAGGUGCAAAGAACACUACGCAUGAGUUCGGAAAACUAUUGAAAGCUCUGAAUGAGAGUCUGGUGGAAGGGAACAUGACUAUCGUGAUGAACGAACUGCGGCACAUGUACCUGGGAGAGAACUUCACGGAAUCGGGCAGCGGCAGGAGAGUCAUUAUCAGUAACAGCACCAACCUGCUGUCUUUCGGCAUCCUCACGCUGGACGUGAUGCUGCUACAUAACAUACAGCUCAUGGCCUGGGAGAACCAGGAGUCUUCUCGCUCCAAGAUGUUGAAAGACCCGGAUGUAUUCGCUUUCAACGCUCUGUUCAUGGAGCCGUCCAAGGUUGAAGCGAGGAGGAGUGAGCUGCUGGCAGACUCGCUCGGGAAGCGACAAAACCGCGUUGAUCCGGACGACUGGCAGCUCGGCCAGAACCUGCUGGAGAAUGUUCUGGAAAUGGGGAUGAGCACCGCGCGGGCCGCUAUACAUCUGGGACGGGCCUUCAAGAAUACUAAGAUGGUAGUAAGUCAGCUAUCAAACCGCGACUCAUUAAACGCCAAUAUACAACAGCAGUUGUCUCGUAACCUGGACGCCAACAGCCACGCUCUCAACCACCUGCAGAGCUCCUUCAACAGCGACAGUUCCAGCAGUUCCAGUAGUACAAGUUACACUGACCUGGACUGUGUGUGGCUUUUGUAUUGUAAGAACCUGGUCGCGACCUCCAAACUAAACGCGCCGUAUGGCACCAUGGCGAGGAUAAAUGGCCUGGCGCUGAGGAUGUUGACUGGUGAAUUACCCUCGGAGCGAGCCUUCGAUACGCUCCUGUACGAGGUGCUCUCAGGAUGGACCGACCUCAAGUGUACAGACAUGUUCCCCAGAUGCAGUAAAGUGAACGCAGCGUCAGUGGUGUUGGAUUCAAUACUACAACCAUUUAGAAGAUCACAGACUAACAACAACAGAUUAUAA